Mus musculus (house mouse) is the source of this 3784-nucleotide messenger RNA. It is a transcript of the gene Trmt44, whose product is annotated as tRNA methyltransferase 44. Gene Ontology annotation, molecular function: tRNA(Ser) (uridine(44)-2'-O-ribose)-methyltransferase activity; metal ion binding; methyltransferase activity. The transcript has 11 exons. Lineage: Eukaryota; Metazoa; Chordata; Mammalia; Rodentia; Muridae. The record is from RefSeq and is marked validated. Gene Ontology annotation, cellular component: cytoplasm. The coding region runs from base 26 to 2167 and encodes 713 amino acids.
AUCCCAACGCGCCGAGCGCGCAGCCAUGGAGGAGCUGGGUAGAGUGCGGCUAAGCGAUCCUGAUGCCCUGCUACCUGCAGGCUUCUGGGCCGCCGUGACCGUGUGGCUGGAGAGGCCACAGGUGGCCAACAAGAGGCUGUGCGGCGCCCGCAUGGAAGCCCGCGGGAGAACUUUGCGGUCCCACGCCCAGGCGGAGUGUGGACCGCGGCAGGGACAGGGACACGGGCUGGAGAGGGAACCCGGACAGGCUUCUCCUAAAGGAGAGCCAGAGUCGGGACCUAGGGCGAGCCGCGAAGGCACCGCUCCCGCGGCUGACCUGAACUCGCUAUGGGACCGAGUCUCCCAAAGCCUCGUCCACGCCAAUCCGGAAAUGCUGGCCUUCCUCUGUGGCCCCUCGUUGGGUCCUCAGCCUGAAGCCGCGCAGGAGCUCGACCUGAUUCUCAGGACUGUCAUCCCGAAAGCGAGCCCGCACUCCCCACUCACAGAGCCGAAGAAAGAACUGGUAGUGCAAGAUGUCUCCAGUGGGAGUGUCACCUUUUUGCCCUUGGAAGAAGAUAAUGAGGGGAAUUUGGAGGUUAAAACGAGCAACGUGUAUCAACUCCAUCUCCAUCACAACGAAGGAGAAUGGUUCAUAUCUGUUUUAAUUUUCUGUCCAGAGAGAUGGCAUUCAGAUGGUGUUGUCUAUCCUAAGCCUGCCUGGCUCGGAGAAGAACUGCUGUCCAAGCUGGCCAGGUGGGCGGUGGAGAACAGGAAGAGCGAGUUUAAAAGCACACUUUCCCUGGUGUCUAUCCUGCGCUAUAGCAGGAUGUACCAGGAGCUCAAAGAGAAAUACAGAGACAUGGUAAAGGUUUGGCCUGAAGUAACAGAUCCUGAAAAGUUUGUCUAUGAAGAUGUGGCCAUUGCUACGUAUCUGCUGAUCCUAUGGGAAGAGGAAAGGGCUGAGAAGGGAGUCACCACCAAGCAGUCUUUCGUGGACUUGGGGUGUGGAAAUGGCCUUCUGGUCCACAUCUUGAGCAACGAGGGGCACCCAGGUAGAGGGAUUGAUAUCCGAAGAAGAAAAAUCUGGGACAUGUAUGGACCCCAAACUCAGCUGGAGGAAGGCUCCAUCACUCCGAGUGACGAGACCCUGUUCCCUGGUGUUGAUUGGCUGAUUGGUAACCAUUCUGAUGAGCUCACCCCCUGGAUCCCUGUCAUUGCAGCCAGGUCUUCCUACACCUGUCGUUUCUUUGUCCUGCCCUGCUGUUUUUUCGACUUUGUGGGGCGAUACCAGCGGCAGCAGAGCAGGAAGACACAGUACCGAGAGUAUCUGGACUUUGUGCUGGAGGUGGGGCUCUCCUGUGGCUUCCACGUGCAGGAGGACUGCCUCAGGAUUCCUUCUACUAAGCGGGUCUGCCUCAUUGGGAAAUCCAGAACAUACCCGCCUUCUGCAGAGGUCUGGAUGGAUGAGCAGAGAACGCGAUACCUGCACAGCAGACAGGGCCAUCCACAGAGCCGGCCUGGAGGGGCACAUGCACCUUCUGCACCGCAGACUGCUGCUCAUGACGCUGGUCUCCAGGACAGUUGCAGGACCGUCAAUGCUGGGUCUGAGUGCGUGCUGGAGGGCCUGGCUGCUGAGCGAGGAGCUGGAGCCCCAGCCCCAGGACUCUGGGUGCCUGGGUUCUGCCCUAGAGAAAAGGCCGAGCGUGUGAGGAAUUGUGCAGCCCUCCCUCGAGACUUCGUUGACCAAGUGGUUUUGCAGGUGGCAAACUUGUUGUUAGAUAGAAAGAAGUUCAACACAGGAAACUCUGAAGCCAGGAGUCUGAAGCCCUGGAAUGGAGGAGGGAGCCUUUCCUUGGCAGAAGUGGCUGCAGAACUAAACUCAGAGACGCUGCAGCGGCUGAAGCGGGAGUGUGGAGGCCUACAGACCCUUCUCAAGAAUAGCCAUCAAGUGUUUGAAGUUCUGAAUGGGCGCGUUCACAUCCGUGACUGGCGGCAGGAGCUGCAGAGGGGAAAGCCUCCAGAAGCCAAGCAGAACCUGUCUGCAGCAGUGUUCAAGACUCGGAUCUGCUGGUUCUUCGCCCACCAUCCUGAUGGCUGCGUACUGCCUGCUGCCCAAUGCCCCUUUGCCCAUGGGCCCGAAGAGCUGCGCCUGUCACAGACCUUGAAGAAGCAGAGGCAGGCUCCCUGAGUCACCUCUUCAGUGUUCUCUAGCUGUUGGUUUCCCUUGUCCUGAUGACUUCACGCUGGGGCUGGGUUGGCUUCAGUAUGAGCUGUUGGUGUGCACAGCCACUGUCAGUCACUGGGACGUGUCUGCAGGCAGUGGAGCCUGCUCAGCCCUUUAUGACUGCUCUGGUGCCAGAGCUAUCAUGUCAGCCUCUGCAGAUCUGACCUUCUCAUUCUUGGGGCUGUGUGCCCCAGGUCUCCUCUGCAGAGAAGCUCUCUGCAGCAUGGUCACAGGAUCGCUGCAAGCAGAGGCACAGGGCUUUCUGAAGUCAUUAUCAGAGUCCUACAGAGAACAGCUUCCAGAGUCACUCCCAGCCACCCGGUGUUCGAGGCAUGACUGUGAACAUUGUCUCCACCUGAUCCUUCUCUUUAGAACCUUCUCCCCAGGGCUAUUGGACAGUUUUUCCUUUCAGGAAAAAUCAUUUCCAUUUAAAUUUGUUUUCAGUCUUACACAAAAAGGAGCACUCACUACAUCUGAGCUAAAUGUCCUGGGAUCAGUCUUUGAAACCCCACGGGGUAGAAGUACUUCUGAUGACCAAUCUGGUGUCAUCUGAGUAGUGAGAAUAAAGUUAGUUAUUCUGAAGAGCCAAGGGCUUCACAGCAUCCCAGAGCAGGGUGGCCAGCAUGGGUCUCAGGCCCAGCUGCUGAGAACUACAGCUUGCUCCCACCUCUUCCCUAGACACUUUAGUAGUCCCAGCUCCCAGAGCAGUGAUGACAGUCUGCCCCAGGCAGUGCUGUCACCAGUCUCGGAUGGACUAUGCCUAUAAUUGCCUUUUCUCCCAUGUCCAUAGGGGCCUAGAAGCUGUAGAGCCCUUUCGCAGCCUGGCCUCCUGUCUGAGAGGCAGGGUUUGGUCUCGGGCCCCGUAGGUGCCUGGAAAUCUAAUGGUUCCCAGGAAUUUCAUGAGGCAAGGUUCCCAGAGGUGUUGGGUCUGGCUUCAGAUUUUUCUGGAGACCCAUGUUAAGACAGCUAAACCGAGAGGUGGGACAGUCUUAGGUUCCCACCUUUUCCAGGUCACAAAGCUGAAGCCGGGGUUGCUCUGGGAGAAGACACCACAGAAGUGCCUUCAAGAUGAGCUGAGGGCUCCCUCCCUCGCCUGCGCAGGGCCUGCAUUCAGUGAGGAUAGCUUCCAGAGCCCCUGCAUGAGUGUGCAGGAUUAGGGAAGUGCUCGUGGGGGGUGGUCAUGCCUAUCUCUCUGCUGCAUUGCUGUUCUGUUAAACCAGGUCCUACCAUGUGAGUAAUGAGAUCAGAGGAGCAAGAGAGCUCAGAGCUGAAGGACUGUGCUAACUCACUGCCGUGAUGGCUGACUGCUGAGCACCAUCCCAGGCUUGCUCGACCUGCAAACACGCUUGUUCAGGAACUGGAGCAUGGCCACCUUGGCCAUUUGGUUUCUGAGUCUUCAAAUGGUUGUGGCCCACACGGUUAGAGCUCAGGGUUGCUGGUGAGAACUGCUGUGAGUUCCAGAGCACUUACAAGGUAAGGGCCCUGGCAGCUUCCCUGCUUUGGGUGGUGGUUUCUUUUUUCUUUUCUUUUUUUUUGUGAGAGAUGUACAUAUUUUAAUAUAUAUAAAGCUAAGAAAAGAAC